Molecule: messenger RNA, 1872 nt
Organism: Photinus pyralis (common eastern firefly)
Lineage: Eukaryota; Metazoa; Arthropoda; Insecta; Coleoptera; Lampyridae
Product: slit homolog 2 protein-like
Exons: 1
Coding region: 1-1872 (623 amino acids)
Molecular function (GO): protein binding
Source: RefSeq, a predicted model, not a curated record
AUGUCGUUCGAGGGCCAUCAAUCCGUGGACGUUUUAAUUGAGGCGAUCGAAAAGAUGGAAGGAAAGGAGACGCUUACUUCAUUGUCAAUGAUUUCCAAUAACGUGAGCUUACCUCCAGCAGGUAGCAGUGGACUUUUCGAGCAGACAUUCCCAUUACUGGAAUACCUCUACAUCAACAACAACCAAAUAACUCGACUCAAUGAUGGUGGAUUUUCAGACCUGAAUCGCCUGAGGUACCUCGAGUUAAAAAAUAAUGGAUUAACCGAGCUCGAAACUGGAGCGUUUACUUACCUGCCCUCGCUUUUCCAUCUCAAUCUGUCGGACAAUAAGUUGGAGGUCCUGCAAAAUAGAGUGUUUGAGGGAUUGGAGCGUUUAGGAGUUCUAAUCCUAAAUAAUAACGAAAUAAAGGAGGUUGAAGGUGAAGUUUUCCGCAACUUACACGGCCUGGUCAACUUAGAGUUGGCUAAUAACCAAAUUGAGGCGCUGAACGAUGGGGUCUUUCAAGAUUUGGAGAAUUUGGCUCAUUUGGUGCUAAGGUAUAACAAGCUACAACGGUUGGAUACCUCACUAGUGGCUCCAUUAAAGAAACUGAUUCACUUGGACAUGUCCCACAACCAAAUCUCCAAGAUUCCGGAGAAUUUUCUGUGCGAUCGACUGAUUGAUGGAUACCGUGUGAGUUUUUCACACAACCAGAUUGCAGAAAUUGGAACCUGCGCGUUUAGAGGUUUGGUGAUACGUGAUGGGGAGCUGGAUUUGGGCCACAAUCAACUGAAGGUGUUAAAAGCGGGUUCACUCUCGAAGGUGGAGGCGAACAAGGUCAUUCUCUCUCACAAUUCUACUGAAACCAUUGAAAACGGGGCAUUUGAAGACUGUGCUUGCACCGAGCUACACUUGGACAACAACAAUUUGGCUGAAAUCACGGGUCAGCAACUAAAAGGUCUGAAAGUCAAUAGACAUCUGCGCCUAUCCCGCAAUCGCAUAGUAAGCUUCGAAGGAGCAUUCGUAAAUUGCUGCACUUUAGGAAGGCUGGAUUUGGAUUACAACCAGAUUGACCACCUACCAAAUUCAUGUUUCGAUGGUUUGGAAAACCUGAUCCUACUUUUGUUAAACCAUAACUCCAUCAAAACCAUACAGGAAAAUAGCUUUUCUGGUCUGCCCAAGCUUUACACAAUAUUUCUGAUCAAAAAUCAAAUACAAACGCUCCACCCGCGGUGCUUACGCCCGCUGGAAAAUCUAGAAGAGCUACUAUUGUGCGCAAAUAAAAUAAGCGCGUUGCCAGACGGACUGUUCGACGGAAACACGCGCAUGCACGACCUGAACUUGCACGACAACCACCUUACGGAAGUGCCACCGCUCUUCGGUGGCAUUGCAACGUUAAGAAAGCUCAACUUGGGCUUCAACAAAAUAAGUGAAGUUCCGAAGAACAGCUUCGCCGCCGGAACCGAUCGCAAAGCACUCUCAAUGUUGAAUCUCGCUGGUAACGCGAACAUUAAACUCGACCCUGGGGCGUUCGAGGGCCUCGAUUACGUCAAAUACCUCGUGCUAUCUUCGAUCAACGUUAAAGAUGUGGCUCCGGAUACGUUCAGGGGUUUGGGUAGCGUACAUAGGCUUGAGCUGGACGGAAAUCUUAUCGCAUCUCCUGAGACCUUAAGGGGUUUACCGCCGACGAAAGUUGUACUUCUGGAAAAUAACCCACUGGAAGCUGCCGACUUGAAAUUUGACAGAUUAGGGCUGGAUCAUAUUGACGUUAUUUCGUUUGAGAAGAUAUCCUAUCAAAGGGGUGCGGACAAAUGGAGCUUGGUAGACAAACGCAUUGAAGAUGUUGAUGAGACCUACGAUUGGUGUCCAGAAGAAGAAGGUGAAAAUCAAUAA